Molecule: messenger RNA, 234 nt
Organism: Alternaria novae-zelandiae
Lineage: Eukaryota; Fungi; Ascomycota; Dothideomycetes; Pleosporales; Pleosporaceae
Exons: 2
Coding region: 1-234 (77 amino acids)
Source: RefSeq, a predicted model, not a curated record
AUGAACGACGACGCAUACAUCAAGCGCAUCGAAGACAGAGUCGCCGGUGAAGCUGGUGAAAUAAGCACCACGCGCCACUGCCUUGAUCAAGCAAUGUGGAAACGCCUCAAGAAGCUGGCAAAGAAGACAUCGCACUGCCUUCAAAAGGAGCCGGAUACCGCUAAGCAAGCGAAGAAGCCAAAGCAAAGUGCUCCGGCAUACGGCGAAUACUCGAUGCCAUACAUUUUCUGUUAG